AUGUUUUGCGGCGGUGGAGAUGAUGAAGAACCGGCGGUGGAGAUGGUGAGAGAACCGGCGGUGGAGAUGGUGAGAGAAAAAGAAGAACUGGCGGUGGAGGAGAAAGACCGGCGGUGGGGAGGAGAUUCGUCCAUGGAGAGAACAAGAUCUGCGGUGGAGAAAGAGAUCCGGUGGUGGAGAUGGUGA
Arabis nemorensis is the source of this 186-nucleotide messenger RNA. Lineage: Eukaryota; Viridiplantae; Streptophyta; Magnoliopsida; Brassicales; Brassicaceae. The record is from the annotation of a GenBank genome assembly.